This is a messenger RNA of Morone saxatilis (striped sea-bass), 2333 nucleotides long. RefSeq names its product protein tyrosine phosphatase 4A1 (gene ptp4a1). Gene Ontology annotation, biological process: protein dephosphorylation. The transcript is spliced from 6 exons. Gene Ontology annotation, cellular component: nucleus. The record is from RefSeq and is a predicted model, not a curated record. Bases 752 to 1255 code for a protein of 167 amino acids. NCBI's taxonomy places the organism in Eukaryota, Metazoa, Chordata, Actinopteri, Moronidae. Gene Ontology annotation, molecular function: protein tyrosine phosphatase activity.
AGGCUGCCGGAGUCGUCGCAGCCCGAUCAGGAGACUUCGGCUCCGCUCGGAGAAACAGCACCGGACUGUAUGGUGGAGAACCGUUUAACCUUUUUUACCUUUUUCUGGGGACCGGCUGUAUGAUUAAGCUACAAUCUUCAAUGAGUAAGCAUAUCCCACAGUUCUGUGGUGUUCUGGGUCACACAUUUAUGGAGUUUCUGAAGGGCAGUGGGGACUACUGCCAGGCUCAGCACGCUGCGUAUGCAGACGAGUGAACAGCCUAACUCGCCAUCGAUCCGACGCACUUGAGCCACAGGAGGGACCCCGGAGAGUUGGCAGGACCGGGACGCCUCCCAGAACCAGCGACAACUCGGCCUGGAUGGGGUAACUCCACCCGCUGCACACUGCCCUCGUCGGCUUCCGCCUGGCCUGAAUCAAGGUGGAACCAGCCUUGUUUUGUUUUUUUCUUCCUUUUCUUUAGUUUUUAUCCCAGAGGAGAGGGUUUUGAGUUGUUUCUCUGAUUGUCCGCCCUUUUUCGGCCGCUAACUUUUCCAAAUUUCCCCAUUCGCCAGUCGCAGCCUUCGUUUUUUUUUUUUUUUGUUUAGCCUCGCCAACUUCGAAGGAAGACCUGAGGAUUUCUGUUUCUGGGUUUCUAGAAGCUCGUUGGACGUUUUUGUUUGACAUUCCCUCCGAGUUUGACUAAGUGUUUACAUUAGUGUUUUUACUCUGUGGACUUUUGGGUUUUGUUAUUAUUUGUUUUCCGUUUGUCACAAUGGCUCGUAUGAACAGACCGGCCCCUGUGGAGAUCACCUACAAAAACAUGAGGUUCCUCAUUACCCACAAUCCCACCAACGCCACCCUGAACAAGUUCAUCGAGGAGCUGAAGAAAUAUGGAGUGACCACCGUCGUGAGAGUUUGCGAGGCCACCUAUGAUGCCGCCCUGGUGAUGAAAGAGGGAAUCCAAGUUCUGGAUUGGCCGUUUGACGAUGGAGCUCCUCCCUCCAACCAGAUCGUGGACGAUUGGCUGAACCUGCUGAAGCUGAAGUUCAGGGAGGAGCCGGGCUGCUGCAUCGCUGUCCACUGUGUGGCAGGGCUGGGGAGAGCUCCUGUUCUGGUCGCACUCGCCUUGAUCGAAUGUGGGAUGAAAUAUGAAGAUGCUGUCCAGUUCAUUCGACAGAAGCGUCGAGGAGCGUUCAACAGCAAGCAGCUGUUCUACCUGGAGAAAUAUCGUCCAAAGAUGCGCCUGCGCCAUCGUAAUAACUGCUGCAUCCAGUAGAGCCAAACCCUGAGCCACGCCACAACUGAAGAGUUCAAUUCAACCUCCCCAGCUUAUUAGAAACCUGGCAGGCUUUCUUUUUUUUUUUUUUUUGUCAUUGUGUUGAAGUAUUUUACUUUGGAAAACCAUGCUCGGUAAUUCAACUGUCCCCUUCCCGCUCCAGGUUAAAAAAUAAAGUGUCAAAAAAAAAAGAAAAAUGAGUUUUGUGAACCGGAAAGCCGUGUUUUCUCAUCAUGUGCCCGAGAAAAAAAAAUUAGGAAGGGCAGCGCUGAGUCGUGUAUCAUUGUAAGAUGUUGGAUUAAUUGUUUUCUGCAAACGCAUCCCAAAGAUUUCAAUUGGCCAGUUUACAUUUCCUAAAAAUGUGCUUAAAAAAAACCCAACAACUAUCCGUUUUUACUUUUUACAUGAGCGAUUAUGUACCCCGUUCAAUUUUAGGGUUCCGUUUCAAGACUGACUAGAAAGAGGUAUGCCUUCCUUCAAAUCAGAUGGUUCAUCCAUAAAUGCCUUACAAUCGAAGUGGAACAAAGGCAAUCGAGGCGGGAGUCCGACCUCGCUGGCAUUUGAAAAGGUGUUUUCAUUUUUUCUACUCGGAACAAAAAAAAAAAAGAAAUCGUUGCCUUUGUCUUGUGCAGGAAGUCUUACACUCACUUAUUGCCUGCUUUCCAGUAACUAUUUUUUAAUAUAAAAUGCUUAAUUGUUGCAAUAUUUGUCAAUUGAAAGUCUAGGAACUCGUACUUGUUUCUUUUCUCUAUCAAACCUUCUGUUUACUAAUUAACUGCCAUGUCCAAAAUGUGAUUUUGUUUUUGUUUUUAUUUUUUCAGUUUUUGUUUCUUUUUUUUGCUUCAAACUGGACUUCCAACGUCUGCGAUAUUUUGUAUGCCUUUUUAUUUGAUGUCUGUAACUUAAGACUUGGAUACUUGAUGAUUUUAUGUAUUUGAAAAUGUGUACUAUUAUUAUUAUUAUUAGGUUGGCUAUUUAUACUAUCAAUGGAUGUGUGAUUUAGUACCGUGAGCGACAAAGUUGUACCUGUUCACCAACUUGUGAAAGUACAUUAAAUGAUACACUGAAAAACAACAAA